GCUUUGUGACUAAAGUCACUUCUGUAAAAUUUUCUAUUCAAGUUGGGUAGUGCAGACUGAAUUAUUCUUGUUUGGGUUUAGGGAGUAUAUUUCUCCUCUUAUGCAAUAUUCAUCGAUCAUGACAAGCUUUAACAUAGAGAAACAAAUUGUUCUGAUAUAUUUAUGGUUGUGUUGGAGUACUACUACUAGUGUUUGUGCUAAUGCAACAAAUCAUAGUUUGAAGCCAGGUGAUACAUUGAAUUCCAAAUCCAAACUAUGUUCUAAACAAGGUAAGUAUUGUAUAUAUUUAAAACGAACAUUAGAUAGCGAAGAUGCUCACUUGUUCAUUGGUCUUAAUGCGGAUUAUGGUAAAGUAGUGUGGAUGCAUGAUAGAAAUCAUUCCAUUGACUUAAAUUCCGCAGUUCUAUCAUUAGACUACUCUGGUGUGCUCAAAAUAGAAUCUCAAAAUAGGAAAUUACCGAUUAUCAUUUACUCUUCGCCUCAUCCGACCAAUAAUACUGUCGCCACUAUGUUAGACACCGGUAACUUUGUGCUUCAAAAAAUUCACCCAAAUGGGACAAAGAAUAUAUUAUGGCAGAGUUUUGAUUAUCCCACAGCCACUUUGAUCCCAACAAUGAAGUUAGGUGUUAACCGAAAAACCGGACAUAAUUGGUCGUUGGUUUCAUGGUUGGCUCAUUCGCUACCAAAUUCAGGUGGAUUUAGUCUUGAAUGGGAACCUAAAGAAGGUGAAUUGAACAUCAAGCAACGCGGCAAAGUGUAUUGGAAAAGCGGAAAACGUAGACGCAAUGGUUUAUUCGAGAACAUUCCAGUGAAAGUUCAACGUGUGUAUCAAUACAUUAUUGUCUCUAACAAGGAUGAAGACUCCUUCACUUUCGAAAUCAAAGAUCAGAAUUAUAAGAUGUUCCAAGGGUGGGAACUAGUCUCAACGGGGACGUUAACGAGUAGUGAAGGAGAGAUUGCUAAUGCAGAUAAGUGUUAUGGAUAUAAUAAUGAUGAAGGGUGCCAAAAAUGGGAGGAUAUGCCAACUUGCAGGGAACGUGGUGAGGUCUUUCAAAAAAAGACAGGCAGACCCAACACCAGGGAAACCAUCCAAGACAAUGUGACUUAUGGUUAUAGUGACUGUAAGCUCAGUUGUUGGAGAAACUGUGACUGCAAUGGGUUCCAAGAAUUUUAUCGUAAUGGGACUGGAUGUAUAUUUUAUUCAUCAAAUUCGGAAAAAGAUGGUGAUUCAGAGUAUCCAGAUAGCUAUAACGUCAUGGUAAAGGCAACGCUAAAUCACCAUGGUAAAAACAGGUGGAUAUUGAUAGGUGCUGCAAUAGCAGCUGCUAUACUCAUAUUAUGCCCACUCCUUUUAUGUGUAGUCAAAAGGAAACAAAAAUAUGCGCGUAAAGAUAACAAAAGUAAAAGAAAGGAAGAUAAGAGCAAUGAUUUAGCGGAAUUCUACGAUAUCAAAGAUCUUGAAGAUGACUUCAAGGGACAUGAUAUAAAAGUUUUUAACUAUGCAUCAAUUUUGGAAGCAACUAUUGACUUUUCACCUGAAAACAAGUUAGGACAGGGAGGUUAUGGACCUGUUUAUAAGGGAAUUUUGCCAACAGGGCAAGAAAUUGCUGUAAAAAGACUUUCAAAAACAUCUCGACAAGGAAUUGUGGAAUUCAAAAAUGAAUUGGUACUUAUAUGUGAACUUCAGCACACAAAUCUUGUACAACUACUUGGUUGUUGCAUUCAUGAAGAAGAAAGGAUUCUAAUAUAUGAAUACAUGUCAAACAAAAGCUUGGAUUUCUAUCUAUUUGAUUCUACAAGAAGGAAAUGUCUAGAUUGGAAGAAGCGCUUGAACAUAAUAGAAGGAAUAUCUCAAGGAUUACUCUAUCUUCACAAGUACUCAAGACUCAAAAUCAUUCAUCGAGACUUGAAGGCUAGCAACAUACUUCUUGAUGAGAAUAUGAGCCCGAAAAUUUCUGAUUUUGGAAUGGCAAGAAUGUUUACACAGCAGGAGUCCGUAGUAAAUACCAACAGGAUUGUUGGGACAUAUGGAUACAUGUCUCCAGAGUAUGCCAUGGAAGGAAUCUGUUCAACAAAGUCUGAUGUUUAUAGCUUUGGUGUGCUGCUACUUGAAAUUAUUUGUGGUAGAAGAAACAAUAGCUUUUAUGAUGUUGAUCGCCCACUAAAUCUAAUAGGACAUGCAUGGGAGCUAUGGAAUGAUGGUGAGUAUCUACAGUUAAUGGAUCCAACAUUAGACAACACAUUUGUUCCUGAUGAAGUGCAGAGGUGCAUUCAUGUUGGUCUCUUAUGUGUAGAACAAUAUGCAAAUGAUCGUCCUACAAUGUCGGAUGUGAUAUCAAUGUUAGCAAACAAAUAUGAACUCACAACCUUACCAAGAAGACCGGCAUUUUAUGUUAGAAGAGAGAUCUUUGAAGGGGAAACAACUUCUAAACGUCUUGAUACUGACACCUAUUCCAUGACCGCAAUUUCCACUUCAUGUGAAGUGGAAGGAAAAAUAUAAAGUAAUCAAUAAAUAUUGUUAAUACACUCAUUUGAAUCAAAUGUUGUUCUUUGAAGUACCUAAAUAGUAAAUACCUUGUUUUCUAUA
Medicago truncatula (barrel medic) is the source of this 2587-nucleotide messenger RNA. Its product is annotated as G-type lectin S-receptor-like serine/threonine-protein kinase CES101. NCBI's taxonomy places the organism in Eukaryota, Viridiplantae, Streptophyta, Magnoliopsida, Fabales, Fabaceae. Gene Ontology annotation, molecular function: protein serine/threonine kinase activity; ATP binding. Gene Ontology annotation, biological process: protein phosphorylation. The transcript has 7 exons. Gene Ontology annotation, cellular component: plasma membrane. The record is from RefSeq and is a predicted model, not a curated record. Bases 101 to 2500 code for a protein of 799 amino acids.